Molecule: messenger RNA, 5812 nt
Organism: Dreissena polymorpha
Lineage: Eukaryota; Metazoa; Mollusca; Bivalvia; Myida; Dreissenidae
Exons: 6
Coding region: 1020-1544 (174 amino acids)
Source: RefSeq, a predicted model, not a curated record
ACUGGAUUCCUUUUAAAAACAAAAGAAUAAGUUUAGUGAUAAUACCAAGAAAGUGAAUGUGUGUACAUGUACAUUCAUUCUAUUAAAACUUUUUUAUGGAAUUGCAGAGUGGAACAAGGUCACCACUAUUAAAUUAACAUAAAUAGUUUUCGCUACAUAACAAAUUGAGCUAUUUUGUUGAAAAUUAAAACACAAAUAACAUAUAUCCAAACCUGGCAUUAGAUUUCAUAUGAAGUGGGUUACAGUCAAGGUCACUGCUGGUAAAUAUUGAAUAAUUGCUCUAUGACUGGCGUCCUGUGGAGAUUGGUGGGUCUUGUAAACUUUUAGCUUGCUACCACUUUGGAGGCCACAUUUUUCGUCUUGAUGAAACUUUGUCAACAUUUUUUCUGGACAAUAUCUGGAUAACAUGCAUCCAAAAAUAAGAUAACCAUAUCAAAUCUUAGAAGAAGAAGGUUUACCACUCUAGAGGCCACAUGUAUUACUCAAUCUGCCUGAAACUUGGUCAGAAUCUGGGUCAGGUGUGUCCAACAGCAAGGUCACAAGAUAGUAUUGUCUCACUAUACAAGACAAAUGGCAUUUACCAAUAGGUUUUCAUUCAUUUUUUCCCUUAAAAUGUGUGUUAUUUUAUAUCUUGAAAGCAAUACUGUGUUAUCACCAUAAGGCGUUUAUUGAUAGUACAUUUCGUCUUCCCCUGACGAUUUACUGACCCAGCACUGGCCCUGAAAGUCUUUGGGAUGAAAUUUACAGGCAUGCAAUGCAUAACAAUAAGGGGUGUGAUUUUGUCAAGGAUCUGCGGAUUUUGUUGUUCGGGGUAAAUUCUUCGAUUCGCGUAAAUUCGUAAAACUCGCGAAGGGGGGUUCGACCAAAUCCACGGGUGUAUUACAUAACCGGCCCGAAAAAUCCGCGGCCCGCGAAACAUCUCCGCAAAUUACACUGGUAUUCUAACUUAGCAUUUUGUGAAUCGAGAAAUGUUAUUGGCUGUCGUUUCCCAAUCUUCCAAUUAACAUCGGCCUUGUAAAAUGUUUUUCAUAUUUAUUUUAUCAUUUGAUUGCAAAUGGCGCCUUUGUGAAGCGAAAAUGAAGACAAUUGAACAAACGAAUGUCACAAAAUCUCGGAGAUUGAAAAAAAUAUUGAAAAACAAACGUAUAUUGGAAAACGAAGAAACAACAGAGGAUAUAAAUCAGAAAACGAUACCACUUUCUGAAUGGGCACAGAAGAUCGACUGGCUUGAUCAUUUGGAUUACUUGUGUAUCGGAUUGAUUUGUGGAAUGAUUACCGUAUUCUUCAUGACACUCUUCGCCAUAAGAUGUGCUGCGAAAAAAUGUAGAAAAUGCAAUCAGUGUCUUCAUAAAUUGAUUUUUAACGUUCCUCCUGCUGAACAAUGCAGAAGGUAUGUGAUCGAGGAUUGGGGAUGUUGUGUUGCUAAUGGAAGAGACACUACUUCUCCACGGAGGAGGACGAGCCACCAAGAAACAACCGAGCCUUUAGACCGUUUAGACACUUCUGAGGUCAAUGGCCAUCGUCAAGAGGACCAAAAUUCAUAAUUGACGAUGGUUCUCAGGAUAAGUGGUAAUUGCGAGAUAACAGUAACCGUGUCAAGAUCACAGUUCUAGGUCAAAUAUACAAAAUCCAUCCUGAACAUUGGGUCCUGAGCAUGACUUUGUUCCGCAUGGAUGGAUUUUCAAAUACCAGUAACUUGGCAGCAGUGAUAAGCAUUAUGUGAAAGCAUGUUCAAUAUGAAGUGACAAGCAGUAUGUAAAAUUAAAUAUGACCAUAUUUUUAAGUAAAUAUUAUUUUUUAAGGUUAUUAACUUCUUUAGUAUAUAUGAUUUUAAUGUCAGAAUUUACAUUACUUGAUUUUAAACCAACACUUGAAUAUGAACGAGGCAUGUUAAUUUAAUCUUCUUAUUGUUCCUUGCAUCAAAUUUUGAUUAUUUUAAUGAGUUCGAAACAACAAAUUUACACAAACAAGCUGUCUUUACUUUUAUUUGUGGUAGAACCAAAUAAUUGUUCUUUGUUUAUGAGUCAUGUGAACGCAUCUGCAUAUACUAGGGGGUAUUUCCCAAUAGUGUAGAUGUCUUUCGUACAUGAACGAGUUUUUGAUUGGACAAACACAAAAUGUAUUUUGCUGUGUAUGUUGUUUUUUCUGUUACCACUUCUUCUGAACUAGUGCUCUAGUGUUUAUAUGCAUCAACGUUUUAUCUGAUUGGAAGUAAAUAUAUUGCUAAUAGGACCAUACAAACCCGACUGCGCCAAAAAUUUUCUGUAGAUACUUUUGGGACAGCAACAUAUAAAUAUUCUUUCAAAUUCUAAAAUAUUCUCGUAAAUUAUUCUGUAAAAAUAUGUUGUAAGCAAUUGAUUUCAUAACUACAGUUUUGUGUUUUUGUUGAAAUUUUUGGAUGUGGAUUACUAAGCAUUUCUGGGAUUUCGUUAAAUAUAUAAAACAAAUACAAUGUGAGUCAGUAUUUUUAAAAGUGUUCAUAAUGAGAUAUAAUACGUGCAUGUAUAGUCAUAUUUUUAAACAUAUUUUUAUGUUUGUGUAUUAUCAUAUAGUUAAGUCGUCAUAGAGCAAUGCUUUUCUUGAUUGUUAUUUGUAUCAUGACUUAAGCCAUAUAUUAUUUGACAAGCUGUUAGUGUAAAGUUGUGCCAUAACAUGUUAUGAUAUUUUUUAACGUCGUCUUUUAUGUACUUAAGAAAUAAUCGACGGGUAACCGUUGGUUAUUGCGGUAAUAACCAACGUUAUGGAGUUUCGAUGCGUAGGAAUUAAACCACGAGGACGUAGCCCGAGUGGUUUAAAAGAAGAAUCGGAACGACAUACCGUUGGUUAUCACCGCAAUAACCAACGGUUACCCGUCGAUUAUUUCGAUUCUAACACGAUUUCAUUAAUAAGUUAUCCGCGAUUUAAAGGUUAUAAAGGACAAUUAUAUUAACCGAACGUCCUCCACUUUUCCGAGAAAACGUGACGUCACCACAACAAUUAAAAUCAAUUGACGGCGUCUUCAUUCAAUGCGCGGACAAUCAAAGUGACAACCAUAGGUAUAUCGGGGGAAUAACCAACAGUAGUUUUUCUUCUUUGUAUAUAGAAAACAAGUCUCGUGCCGUGGUAGAAUUGUAAAUAAUGUAUUUUCGUUGUUUUUAAGUAACAAUAAUGUAUUUUAUAGGCUUCUAAGAAGUUGUUGCUAAUCAGGUCAUCUACGAUAUGAUCGGGGUGAUACUCGAUUUUCUAAAAAAAUCUUAAUUGCGCAAUAGUGCUCGAAUUUGAACUCAAUAUUUUAAAUCAAUUAUUUUAACGAUGUUUUAAAAAAGGAUAAGCAACAGCUUCUUAGAUUUAUUAUGUAAUAUAGAACUGAUUUGUAGAGAUUUGGAACUCUGGUAAUUGUAACAUAUAUACAUAUGGGUUUACAUGAUUAGAAAUGCAAAUUCUCUAAUAUUUCUAAUAUAGAAAGGUUAACAAUUGUCUAAUCAAAAGUCUCUGAUAUUUCUAAUAUAGAAAGGUUACAUACAUUUGUCUAUUGUAUAUAAUUGAAUGUUUGUAUUGUUUUAUUGUAUGUAAUUGAGACUAUAAUAAAGAAUAAAUACUAGUUGAGUUGCAAUGAAAUCAAUAUUUCUUUUAUUGUUAAAGGUACAUGUAUAUUAUUUGAUUUUUUAUACAAAUGGUAAACAUAACCUGCUUAUUCAUAUAAAAAAAAUACCAUACACAUUUUAGGUACAAUUACAUAUCACAGAAAUAUUUUCAACCAUAUAAAAUAAAAAGACUGAAGUUUCAGUGCAGGCGUGAAAUUACUAGUUGAAACUUCAUAGUUUAUUAAUGACUGUGGCAUUGAACACAUGUAUGUAUAAACAACUGACAGUUUUGUAAAUAUGCUGGCUUUCCUUCAACACACAAUAUUAUAACCUAUCGAAUAAAUUGAUCAAAACAGUUUUAGAAAGGCGAUUUAAGUAUUCAUGCAAUGGUAUGCAUACAUGGCAUUAUGAAAUCAUGCUUGUGUGAUGAUUCUUUACUGAUUUUUUAAAUGAUUUAUUUUAUCAAUCAUUUUUAUGUAAUCUUUCACAUAAUUCUGGUAAUUUAAAGCAAUAAGUUGAAAUCAGUGUUACCUUUAUGAUCAUUAAACAUAAGGGUACAUCAGUGUUACCUUUAUGAUCAUUGAGCAUAAAGGUACAAUUAAUUGUAUGUAUGUUGUAUUUGCAAUUAUGCUUUCACGUAUUAAAAUUUGUUUAUAUGUGUCCAAUUCAAUAUUCAUAGAAGCUUUUUGCGUGUAAAAUUGGAUGUUAUUCAAAAAGAUGUGUUAAUUUGUUUUGUUUUUUUGUGUUGACUAUAUUAUGAUGGGUGCCUUUGGUUUUUAUAUUUUGAUUGAAUCUUGCGUAAAGUAUCAGAUUUAGUUUACAACUUUCAUUAAAGUUACUUGUUAAAAAAAUGGCAUAUAGCUUUGGAGCAGUUCAUUAAUUGUUGAUUUUAACAUAACAUUGAAAACAAAUAUGCAUCAUUAUAUAACUUGAGCUGACAUUAGAUCCAUGUAUAAUUCGAAGUGAAUUUUCAGGGCUUUGUAAGUAAUAGACCUAGGCUUUGGUUUUCUGAUUCGAAGCAAAGUUGUGGUUUGCAAUUAAAAGGUCGUAUCAAGGUCAAAAUUUUAACUUCUAUCUCUUUAGGUUUUUUUCCAUAGCUGAAUAUAUCUGAAUUCAUUGAAGGAAUUUAAAAUAAUUUGGCAAAAAUGUUAAUCUGUGUCGUGUCAAGUAAUAUGUUCCACGUAAAAACCACAUUAUUAUCUUAAAUGUCAAUGUCAUAUUUAAAGGUCAAAGGUAAAAAAAAAAUAUGUAAAAAAAGAGCUCGUUUUAGCUGUAAUCUUCUUAUGUAUUAGAGGAUUUAAAAAUAACUUGGCACUAAUCUUAACCAAUGCCAGACUGUGGAAUAAACACAAAAACCAGGAAGCUACCUUUAAGGUCAAAGUCAUACUUAAAGAAUGAACACAUAGCAUAUUAAUAUACACAAUAUCACAAGAAUCAAUGAUACUUAUUUUUUCACAAUCAUUCUAGGAUAUACUAAGCUUUUAUUGUUGCACAAUAAAAAUAACUAACAAAUAUAUAACAUAUUCAUACACAACAAUAAAAUACGAACAGGCCAAGUAAAAUGGAAUAGCCAUUUAAGUAUUAAAUGCUUAGAAUGUGUAUUUAAAAAUCACAAAAGAUUCAUGCAACCAAUGGUUCCAAGUAAGAGUGACUCACAACAUACAACAUGUAGCCACAUAUCAUUUGUUAAAGAAAAUGAAAAAAAGUUACUCUGACAAAUGUUCUUUCUGUAAAACAGAAACAGAAACUCUUGUUCAUUUAUUUUGGGGUUGCAAGUCAUACCAAUUUGUUUAAAUCACAUCACAUCUGCUAUUAAAGCAUAGAUAAUAGUUUCAUGCAAAAUAUUUAUAUUGAGAUCAGUUUGUAAAUAAAUAAGACAAGUAUAACGUUGUAUGUCUCGAAACAAAAUGCUUUAUUUAGAAUUGUAUACGUAGAAUGGUAACCCCUUCAAUUCAUGGUCCGAACAGUAGCUGCCAAAUAGCAUCUGCAGUUAUACAAAAACAUUUUGAACACGCAUGUAUAAAAGUUCGUAGGAAUGGUUGAAAUAAAGAUUUUAAUACUAAUUUACCUUCAGAACUAUAAGUACUUUUGUAAUAUAUUUUUAUAUCUUUGGCAUGCAUUAUUGUAACACGACUGCGUGUACUGUACUUUCUUAGUAUUCCAGCGAUGUUUGUGUUUGUAUGCAAAUGUACAAUGCUUUUUUUGCAAAUACAAUGUAUAAAAUAUAUAUAAUAAAGUGCUUUUUCGAA